CAAAUAUGCUGUCUACAUAGACAGCUGGCUGUGAUUUGAGACGGCGCCGCUGUUUAUAGGGUCAUCGUGUGUUGUGAGCUCAUGCAGUCAAAACCUAAAGAAGAAGAAGAGCUCAUGCAGUUCACGCGGGGAUCCACUCCUGCGCACAGCGAAACUUCAUCAUCGUCAUCAUCAUCAUCGAUACAGAUGAUUAAACACCCGCCUCUGUUUGUUUGCUGGUGCAUGAUUGUGCAUGCGGCGUCAGAACUAGAUGUCUAGCUGCAUUGAAACCUCCCACUGAACGGGAUUAACGAGGACAUCGGAAGGGCGUUCUUAACGUUAGAUUCCAAAUGUUUUGAGUGGAUUUGGUUUCAUCGGAGCGCUUCUGAACCGCAUUGACGGAGUUACAAGCUUUAAGACGCCAGCAGACUAAGCGAGAUUUCUGGGCAUGAUGUCCACAUGCCUCUGUGUCCUGUUGUGUUGAGGAUAGACAUCUGCAAUGAGGGAGUUAUCCAAACAAACAUGUAAACCAAACACGCGGAUCUUAUUGCUUUCCCAUCGUUUCGGAUGCACGUAUUAGCGUUUCUAACGCAAUGCAUUUAAAACAUUGAAGAUUUCAAUAAAACAUGGAGAUAAGAAAAUGGUUCCUGGGUGGUGCAAUGCUUCCUCCAUCAGAUCAGAGAUGUUUCUUCAAGAUCCAGCUGUCUCGUUUGGACGUUUGAAUUCUGAUUCACUUGUGUUGCUUUAAAGUUGCGUUUUAUUGCUGGUGGGUAGAUGACAGGCAACAUGCAUCUCGGGGUAGAGGAGCCCAUCCGAGAGUGCCAGUACAAUCAGAUCUGCACACAUAACUCCUCACCCAUGGACACUCCACACACCAAGAAGAAGAAGAUCAAAAGGAAAUGGCAGGUUUUUCCUGGCCGAAAUAAGUUUUACUGCAACGGCAGGAUCAUGAUCGCAAAGCAGACUGGGGUCUUCUAUCUUACAAUGGUUCUCAUUUUGGUGACCAGUGGCCUCUUCUUUGCCUUUGACUGCCCAUUCCUGGCAUCAAACCUGACUCCUGCCAUUCCGGCCAUCGGAGGAGUGCUGUUCGUCUUUGUGAUGGGAAUGCUGCUCCGGGCGAGCUUCAGCGACCCGGGCGUCCUGCCCAGGGCCACACCAGAGGAAGCAGCCGACAUUGAGAGGCAGAUAGAUGCAACCAACGGCCCGAGCGGCCCAGGCUACAGGCCACCACCCCGAACCAGAGAGGUGCUCAUUAACGGUCAAACAGUCAAACUAAAAUACUGUUUCACCUGCAAGAUCUUCCGACCGCCGCGGGCCUCACACUGCAGCCUGUGUGACAACUGCGUGGAGAGAUUUGAUCAUCACUGCCCGUGGGUGGGCAACUGCGUGGGGAGGAGGAACUAUCGCUUCUUCUACCUGUUCAUCCUCUCACUCUCCUUCCUCACCAUCUUCAUCUUCGCCUUCGUCAUCACGCACGUAAUACUGAGAUCCAACAGGACUGGCUUUCUUAGUGCUCUCAAAGACAGCCCUGCUAGUGUUCUGGAAGUGGUGGUGUGCUUUUUCUCCAUCUGGUCCAUCGUGGGACUGUCAGGAUUCCAUACCUACCUGAUGAGCUCCAAUCAGACCACCAAUGAAGACAUCAAAGGUUCAUGGUCAUCCAAACGAGGCAAAGGCAACUACAACCCCUACAGCUACGGAAACUUCAUCACCAACUGCUGCGCUGCACUGUGUGGACCUCUGCCACCGAGUUUGAUUGACAGAAGAGGUUUUGUCCAACCAGACACUCCGCAGCCUGCGGCCCAGACAAACGGCACCGGCGCCUGCCCCUCUAAUCAAGUCCAGAGUCACAUGGUAAGACGGCCGUACUCUGUCCUCUCACAGAGAGAGUGAGUGUGUGUGUGUGUGUGUGUGUGUGUCCAGUCUGUUGUACUUGAUCCGUUAGCCUAAUGAAGCCAUUUAUGUUCAAAUCACUUCAAGGUUUCAGCAAAGACAGUGUAAACCAGGGCUGUCCAAACUCGGUCCUGGAGGGCCGGUGUCCUGCAGAGUUUAG
Messenger RNA from Sinocyclocheilus anshuiensis, 2029 nucleotides. RefSeq names its product probable palmitoyltransferase ZDHHC14. Gene Ontology annotation, biological process: peptidyl-L-cysteine S-palmitoylation; protein targeting to membrane. NCBI's taxonomy places the organism in Eukaryota, Metazoa, Chordata, Actinopteri, Cypriniformes, Cyprinidae. The coding region runs from base 754 to 1869 and encodes 371 amino acids. The record is from RefSeq and is a predicted model, not a curated record. Gene Ontology annotation, cellular component: Golgi apparatus; endoplasmic reticulum. Gene Ontology annotation, molecular function: protein-cysteine S-palmitoyltransferase activity. The transcript has 8 exons.